UUCUUCCUACGUAAUAUUUACUUGGCAAAGCAAGGACCAAGAAAGGAUGUAGGGUCGGAGUCGGGAGAGCCUUGUUGUGAUUCUCAGCACCAGCUGGCAACGUCAAAUUUCAUCGCUGCCAACACGAUGAUGAAAAAGAGUCCUGCACUGAGAGAGCCAAGUCGACUGUUGUAUGCAUAGUAUCACAAUACUGAAGGACUGCCCCUGUCUGCUGUUGCUGGCAGGCUAUGGCUCCGGAGUGAGUGCAAAAAAUCACGAGAGGAAGGACGUGAAGGAAAAAGGAUUCAUUAAGAUUUAUGUUCGUUUUCACAUAUCUUCAGAAUUUAGGCUAAUUGUGAUAUAAGCUGUUAAAUUUCGUUAAUCAAUCGACGUCGCCCCAGCCGCUGGUCGCUGGAAAAUGUUCGUAAAGUUAGAUUCAAAACGGGUACCAUAAUGAAAGUAGUGAAAAUUUUUCACGGCUCCCAAUCCGUUCUGGGGUGUGUUUAUUUUAGUGAGCUCAGCCAUUUUGGAAAAUGAUUUUUCUUCGAAUAAGUAGAAAGUCGUGAGCUGGAAUUAUUAGUGAAAUUUUAGUCAAUGGUGUGAUUAGAUGUGUAGGAUAAUCAAAAAUUGCGCUGAUGUAUAAGUAGUAUAAUUAUUCCAAGUGAGGAUUGAAAUGAGCAGAAGUCGUCGUUCUUCGUUCGGGCAUAGCCACUAUCAGCAGCAGUUCACUGUCACUUCAACUAUCAACUACGGCGACGGGUUAUGUGAUAAUGGAGCAAAUGCGCCACAGAAUGGGGCUCCAUCUCCUUCGAGGUUCAGCGAAUCGUCAUAUUCCAAUUUGGGUACCCGUUUGACCGCAUUUGUGACCCCUCCUAGUGGCGAGUGCUACCGAAAUGAUGAAAAUUUGCGACCCUGCUGUAUUCCACCACCAUCCUCUACAGCACCACCACCAUCGAGCGAUCGAUAUUCCACUAGUUCAGCCCCCACAUCUAUUAUCGCGUAUCCUGAUAACAGAAAUGCACCGCAUCAUCGUUCAAUGUCUCCCAGUUCCAGAACCCGCUAUCCUGUUCCGGAACGGUUUCGCGACCCCCCGGCCCCCAAAACAGAUCAGUUUGGAAAUUACUUAAUGAAUAACCCUCCUUUGAUGACCAGUUCAGAGAGCUACAAUUAUUUGACCUCGACUGUACAUACUCCCGUUAAGCGUUACAUUCCGACGCCACCCCCGCCGGAGAACUAUCAGCAAGACAUGGGUCUGGGUCCAACGUUGAUGGCUGGUCUGAUUGCUACGAAGGGAGGGAUCAACAUUAUCAACCAAUCAGCCCCAAGGACACCCGUUGUUAGCACACUACCAUACCGCCUGAAAGUAGAGCCCAAGGUCCCGUCAGUACAACAUUUGGCUGAAGAUGCCACCGACCACUAUGCUACUCCUCCGCGUGCAAGACCUGUUAAAUGCCAACAACCGCUUUGUACUUUUACACAAUCUGCAACACUUGGUCGACAACUGUGUCCAGGGGCCCCGGAAUACUCAAUGUUACGAACACCAACACCUGUAAGUAUAAUGAGUGAACCCAUAAAUGCAAACCCUACCGACGAAGAAAACUGCUACCACUGUAAUAGUCUCCGUCGAGCCACCGGAGUUCACCAAACCACUCAAACAUCCGGUCCAAUUAGCCCUCAGCCACUGUCUAUUUCAUCUGUGUCGAUGUCCGAAAUGGAACGCCAAUCCCCACUCAGCCCACCGUCGCUUGUGUCGCACACAUCCUACUCCCAUCAGCACCCUUUGGUGGCUCCCGGAGAUGACGGCCGGAAUGCAUCCUCCCUAAUAAUAUCCCAGUCACACACGCUCAAUAGCUCGUGCAGCAAUCCAUCAAUUAUUAUCCAGUACCAACAGCAACACAUUCAGCAUCAACAGAUCCAACAGCAACCUCUCUAUCAACAGCUUCAACAAUUACAGCAGCAACACGCACAGCACCAGCAACAAUCGCUGCCUCUACAGCAAAUACCUACGCCUAGGCUUCAGCCGGAUUCAACCCCGUCUACGCUUCAACGGAACACGCAACCACAAAUGCGAACUCGACUUUCGCACAAACAACGUAUAAAGGAAUAUCUACGGCGAAGUACUUCGCAGUUCUUCGGUGUGGAUCAACUGAAUGAAGACUACGAGCAGCAAAAGUGGGAGGAUCGGCAAAAACGGUUGGCCAUUCGAAGAUUUGGACCCCUAAAAGAGGAUGUCGUAGUGGGCCGGGUGAACGAAGUACACGCUGAUGUGCUGAACGAACACAGCGAUAGACCAGAUGUGCUACCAGCCCAGAGUCAAGACGAACCGGAGACGGAACAAAAUCGACGUCAGCGGUUCAACCCGUACUACCGACAUGAUGGCAGCGACGGCUUUCAAGUCGAACGGAAGCCAUCAGUCUCGCAAAUGAUCGCAAAUGGGUUCGUUUUCGUGGUGCAAAGCUUGCGAAAUCGCAUUCCUAGGAAACAGAAGCAAUGGUCCAGGAGCUUUGCGCCUGCACACGUAGCGUUGAAUAACGACGAUAACGAUUUGUGCGAUGGAUUGACUCCAAUCCAGGAAGAUGAGCUGUUCUUCGACAUUCCAACGCUGAGCAACCAGCAACACGUGGAACACGAUUUAGGGGCAGACGGUUCACGGCAGAUUUACAUGAUCGAUCCUAACCGUGCAACGGUAAGCAAUGGUUGGAUUACAAAAUCGGCUGAGAUUCAAAUUCAACAACAGCGUCCCUCUCGUGGGAGGAAUGCUCUCUACCAAUACUAUGGUCAACGCAUAACGGCUCAUAUAUUGGACAGUGUGUUAGACAACUCUCGACGCCCGUCUAGCCACAACAUCAAACUACUCAGACCAGAAUCGCUGGAUGAUCGCUACGAUUAUCGCCCAUUUUUUACCUAUUGGGUGAAUACUACGCAGAUAUUGGUGCUGCUUCUUACUCUUCUGUGUUACGGUAUAGGACCGAUAGGGACGGGAUACGAACCGAAAACUAGUCAAGUUCUUGUAACUAGCUUAAGUCUACAAAUGGUGACGCAUUACGAGCAACAAAACAUAUGGAUCGGCCUGAGAAGGGACGAUCUUGUACAUGUGGGGGCAAAGUAUGCACCAUGCAUGCGCCGGGAUACGAAGAUAAUGGAAUUGAUAUCGAAAACGCGGAAACAGGAACGGGAAACGGCCUGCUGUAUACGAAACGACGACUCCGGAUGUGUUCAAAGCUCGCAAGCCGACUGCUCCGUCCGUGGACUGUGGCCAACGACUAUUUCAACGUGGAAGAAGUGGUCACCGGGAGAUUCGGGCCCAGGCGGAAGAAUAUCCGGUAGCGUUUGCGGCCUAGAUCCGAAAUAUUGCGAAGCUCCGGCCUCGAUCGCACCGCACGAGUGGCCCGACGACAUAACAAAGUGGCCAAUAUGCAGAAGAAACAAUCAAGUUUCUCAGAAGUUUCGCAUGAAGGAUCACACCGCCGAGCACAUGGUGUGCGAGGUAAUCGGGCACCCGUGCUGCAUGGGGAUAACGGGAGAAUGUCGUAUCACCACUAGGGAAUAUUGCGACUUUGUGCGGGGAUACUUUCACGAGGAAGCCUCGCUGUGUUCACAGGUUUCUUGUCUGAAUGAUGUAUGCGGAAUGUUUCCAUUCAUCGGAACUGACAUGCCAGAUCAGUUCUACAGGCUGUUCACAUCACUGUACCUUCAUGCAGGUAUUUUGCAUAUUUUGCUUACCCUUGCCUUCCAAUACAUUCUGCUGGCGGAUUUGGAGCGACUGUUGGGAUCUCUCCGUACGGCCAUACUGUACAUUGGUUCCGGCAUUGCUGGUAACCUGACGAGUGCAAUAUUCGUACCGUACCGACCUGAGGUCGGACCACUGCCAUCACUAGCGGGGAUUAUCUCGUCGCUCCUGACGUUGCUGAUUCUAUGCCACUGGCGUAAUCUAAAGCGACCCCACAUAGCUUUGCUCAAAGUAGUCAUCGUAGGCGUUCUAGUAUUCGGCACGGGAGUAAUUCAAUGGCAGCAGAACUUUACCGGAUUGAUAUCCGGGCUGAUCUUUGGAUCGACGUUCACGCUAGCUCUCACGCCGUACCUUCAUGUGAGGAAACAUACUAGAAAAAGAAAGAUAAACCUGAUCUGGACGUGUUGCGUGCUUCAGUUCGUACUCUACAUGUUUAUGUUCCUUGCGUUCUAUCUAUUCCCCUCGCCAUUCUCGCUCAACUUUGUGGACGGUAAUCAAAUUUCCAGUAUCAACGACAACGGUGGUCUACACGAUAGCUUCAAUCCUUACGAUACUUUCAACUACUUCAACAAUAAAAAUAGUGAUAGAGGAGGUUCCGCCGACAACGGUGCUGGGGGAGGUCAAACUCCAAACGGCCAUCGCGAGUACGACAGAGGCGGUGGCGGUGGCGGAGGUCGAGGCGACAACGGAGGCCGAUACGGAAAUGGAGGUGCUAUCAGCAUGUCUGGCGGAACAAUCAAGAAUAUUAACCCGAAAUACAAUAAUAUGCAUAGCAGCAGCAGCAGCAGCAGUAACGUAAAUCUUAACGCUAAAACUAAUACUUUUAAAGAGGUAGCUAUAUGUGAAAAGGGACAGUGCAAUCUGCGUCCAAACGCAUGACGUCGAUGUGUUUUAUGGUUUAUUCCGUUGCAGUUGGUUUACGUUUUUUUCAUUCUGGCCAUUAUAACUGUAACGUUACUCGAUAACGAAUAUAUACUGAUAUACUAUAUAUACUAUAAAUAAAGAAAACAGAAAAACGGCAAGUAAACGUCAGAUUUGGUGGAGAA
This is a messenger RNA of Aedes albopictus (Asian tiger mosquito), 4755 nucleotides long. Its product is annotated as inactive rhomboid protein 1. Bases 653 to 4588 code for a protein of 1311 amino acids. Gene Ontology annotation, molecular function: serine-type endopeptidase activity. Gene Ontology annotation, biological process: regulation of protein secretion; regulation of epidermal growth factor receptor signaling pathway. The record is from RefSeq and is a predicted model, not a curated record. Gene Ontology annotation, cellular component: endoplasmic reticulum membrane. The transcript is spliced from 6 exons. Lineage: Eukaryota; Metazoa; Arthropoda; Insecta; Diptera; Culicidae.